AUGUUCAAGAGCGGCAUUUCGUCCAUCGCCAGGGCGGCUCGCCCAGCGGUCUCGCGCAGCGCCCUCCGCCCUGCCAGCCUAAGGCUGUCCAAGUACACGGCCGGCUCCAGGUUUGCCAGCACCACCGGUGUCGGUGAUGGCAAGAUCUACCAGGUCAUUGGCGCCGUCGUGGAUGUCAAGUUCGAGGGCGCCAAGCUCCCGGCCAUCUUGAACGCCCUGGAGACCACCAACAACAACCAGAAGCUCGUCCUUGAGGUCGCGCAACAUCUGGGACAGAAUGUCGUCCGCUGCAUUGCCAUGGACGGUACCGAGGGUCUGACCCGUGGCGCUAAGGCCAAGGACACUGGCGCCCCCAUUACCAUCCCUGUCGGCCAUGCCACCCUUGGCCGCAUCAUGAACGUGACCGGCGACCCGAUUGACGAGCGCGGCCCCAUCAAGUCUGACAAGUUUCUGCCCAUCCACGCCGAGGCUCCCGCCUUUACCGAGCAGUCGACCACUGCCGAGAUUCUCGUCACCGGUAUCAAGGUCGUCGAUCUGCUGGCCCCCUACGCUCGUGGUGGAAAGAUUGGUCUGUUCGGUGGUGCUGGUGUCGGCAAGACCGUCUUCAUCCAGGAGCUCAUCAACAACAUCGCCAAGGCCCACGGUGGUUACUCGGUCUUUACCGGUGUCGGUGAGCGCACCCGUGAGGGCAACGAUCUGUACCACGAAAUGCAGGAGACCUCGGUCAUUCAGCUUGAGGGCGAGUCCAAGGUCGCCCUUGUCUUCGGCCAGAUGAACGAGCCCCCCGGAGCCCGUGCCCGUGUCGCUCUUACUGGCCUGACUGUCGCCGAGGAGUUCCGUAGCCAGGGACAGGAUGUCCUUCUCUUUAUUGACAACAUUUUCCGCUUCACUCAAGCAGGUUCGGAGGUGUCGGCUCUGCUGGGCCGUAUCCCUUCGGCUGUCGGUUACCAGCCCACCCUCGCGGUCGACAUGGGUGGUAUGCAGGAGCGUAUCACGACGACCAAGGAGGGCUCGAUUACCUCUGUCCAGGCCGUCUACGUCCCCGCCGAUGAUCUGACAGACCCUGCUCCCGCCACCACUUUCGCCCAUCUGGACGCCACCACUGUGCUGUCUCGUGGUAUCUCCGAGCUUGGUAUCUACCCCGCCGUCGAUCCUCUCGACUCGAAGUCGCGUAUGCUGGACCCCCGUAUCGUUGGUCAGGAGCACUACGACAUCGCCACUCGUGUCCAGCAGAUCCUCCAGGAGUACAAGUCGCUGCAGGACAUCAUUGCCAUUCUGGGAAUGGACGAGCUGUCGGAGGCCGACAAGCUCACGGUUGAGCGUGCCCGCAAGAUCCAGCGUUUCCUGAGCCAGCCCUUCACCGUAGCUCAGGUCUUCACUGGCUUCGAGGGCAAGCUGGUCGACCUUAAGGACACCAUCGCCUCGUUCAAGGCCAUCCUGAACGGUGAGGGUGACGACCUGCCCGAGGGUGCCUUCUACAUGGUUGGCAACUUCGCGUCGGCGCGUGAGAAGGGUGAGAAGAUCCUGGCGGAUCUGGAGAAGAACGCUUAGACGGAUAGAGGCCCUCUUUGUGAUAUCAGAUAAAAGUCGGUGGAUGGCUGGCUUGGAGGCUAGGGAUGGGGACCUGUGUA
Messenger RNA from Gaeumannomyces tritici R3-111a-1, 1631 nucleotides. Its product is annotated as ATP synthase subunit beta. Bases 1 to 1551 code for a protein of 516 amino acids. The transcript has 8 exons. Gene Ontology annotation, molecular function: ATP hydrolysis activity; ATP binding; proton-transporting ATP synthase activity, rotational mechanism. Lineage: Eukaryota; Fungi; Ascomycota; Sordariomycetes; Magnaporthales; Magnaporthaceae. Gene Ontology annotation, biological process: proton transmembrane transport; proton motive force-driven mitochondrial ATP synthesis. The record is from RefSeq and is a predicted model, not a curated record.